AUGGCUGUUCAAGAUCUUGUCGAGUUAUAUGAGUCACACCGUACUCAAUCAUCUACCAAUCAUCAAACCAACUCGAAGGAGGGAACUAACAAGUCAACCUUGAAGCCAAGCCCAGCUCGAUUCAUCAAAAGAGCGCAACGACAUGACGAAGUCAGCGUAGACGUAUCAAGAAAAGCGGGCAUAUCCUCAACGAACACCUUACAUGGCGAUGUUCUCAAUGCCGACAUCACAGAAGCUGCUGAAAGCAAUGGGGAAACAAUGCCUCUGGUUGGAGGGAAUGUGGAUGUGGGAUCCCCCCCUGUAAUAUACGAUCGCGCACUCCCAGCGUACGGGCCUGCCAUUGGAUCAAAUUUCGAAACAUUGAAAAACCCAAACCAAACUUUCUAUCCACCAAACUCAGACACGACUAAAGUCGCGUUCUCUCACACUCCUGUUGCAGCUACUGUCGUAUUUGCUCGAACUGCGCCGCCAUUGCAUCUUCCUCGGCUUGACGGCUAUCUCUCAACUCUCCCCACGCCAUCGUUCUCGAGGGGGAGCGAGAACAAAGAAACGAUGUUUCCGCCCAUGGAUCAACUUGCCAGAACUGGUUUGUCACUUGAGAAUCUGGAGGCCAACGGUUCAUCAGCGCCUCUUUGGCGGAAUCGCACAACAAUAUUGAGUUCUUCUGUCAACUGGUUACUUGGACUCAUGGGAUCAAGUGUUUUGGCUUCAUUCUACAGUCUUCAGGGCGUCUCCAACACUGUACAAAUUUUUGCUUUGAUCCUGAGUACCAUCGUGCCUCAUGCUGGAGGAAAUGUUGGAGACAAGUGGCGGAGGCUAUUCCUCGGAACUAUACCAAACGUCCUCGCCCUUAAUUUUGCCUCCACCUUGCUUCAGUCCUUAUUCUUCCUGCUCAUAUUUAUGGUAAUUGCUUUUGGAUUGUUGUAUUAUUUCUAUGUCUCGGCCUGUCACUGCGAUCGGUACAAUACCAUCGAGGGACUCCAACAUGCCGCAACCAAAGGCAAACGAUGGGGCCUCCUCAUUGUUACCUUCCUCCUGACAGUCAUAUACCUUCCGCUAAGCACUAUGGCUGUCCACGUUCUAGUCUGGUCUGAAGACCUUUGGGUCGUUCCCAACCCUUAUGUCAACGCAACUACUUCCCCGCCUGUCCUUCCACCUCUGGGUCCGGCAAAUAAAUUUCGUGAUCCGCUAGAUUUUUGCUGGACGACGACCAUGAAACGAAACGAGGUGAAUUAUGCGCCAGUUGCAAUCGUUCUUUCUGCAACUAUUCUUUCCUUCGUAAGGCUCGCCAUAACAUUUUCGAAUUGGAAAUUGCUUAUUUUUCGACAGUUGACCAUAUGGUUUCCAAUAGCCCUGCGCCGUGUCAUCCGACAAUCUGUGCCGAAGGUUGACAAGUUUACCGAACUUGGCCGCCCUAGGAGCAAGGUGGACAUGGAUAGUGAAUAUCACAGACUUCUUCAACGUGAUAACAAUCCCUUUGCAUUUCUGUAUAGCGGUUUUCGAAGGAGGUGGGGCACUUAUGAAUCAACAUACUUAUUUGCGAAGCUCAGUACCCUCGUGAUCAUUGCCGUCCUUGACCCAAAUAAUUGCUUCUUUCGCACUGGUUCUCGUUUAACGAUACCCAUAGUACGCCAAGUGCUACUUCUGCUCUCUACCCUCGGCUUUUUCAUCGCGCAAUGUAUUUUUGCACCGUUUUUGGAUCCAGUGAACAACGCUAGUGAGUGGAUAUCCAGGCUCAACUACGUGGCAACUGCCGCUACGGCGCUUGCAAUUACAUUGAAUGUACCUGGGAAAAACGUCAUCAACACGUAUGUUCUUUACAGCAUAUAUAUCAUAACUUACGGACUUAGUUUCUAUUUCUCCGUCAUUGAUUUGAACAUCACCCAAAGAGCUGUGAAGAGCAUCGAUAUUUUUUCCCCAAGGUUAAACACUUCGCCCUCUUCGUUGCAUAGCACGCGGCGCAUUUGGCAAGAAGCCAUUGCAACUUUGUUAUUGACGACUCCCAGCUGCGCGAUUCCCAAAGACCAAGCGAUGUGUUUCGCGCAAGCGAAAGGUUCUGAAUUUCCACCAUAUCUGUUAGACUUUCAGGGUUCCCCUAGUGAAAGAUUUGUAGAAAACUUAAAGAUUUUGCGGGAGGUCGGAUCCCUUGCUUAUAGUCGGGCGAUCGCCCUUACAACGGGUCCGGACUACGCCUGGUAUCGACGUCUGGAGGACGAGAUUCAAAAGGAGUACACAGGUCCAGACAGCUACUGGAAAGGGGGUCCAGCGAUUCCGAACUGUACAAGCUUUUUUGGAAAUGCCUGGUGGAUUCCUUUCCCACCGACUCUUGUCAUUCAGUAUGAUGAUGGACCCUGUGCAGUUUUACGCGAAGCCUCGGACUUGGAAGCGUAUAUUGCACAGAAUUCUAGUCCCGAUAUACAAAGGAGACGGCAGGUGCGCAUGUCGCUACGUGCUUUAGAAGGGCAGACUGUUCACUGGCCAUACGAACGCAUUAAUUCCAUCGGAUCGCAGCAGUUCUGGUGCUGUUGGAGGAAACGUUACACGGCAUCAACGUCGACGAGCUAUCGCUUCUGUAAACUGCGCAUUAAGCGGAAAGGCCACCUCAUGUGGCAUGGCCUUCAUCUAGGAAGUGGUUUUCGCGUCGAACUCGAGUACUCUGAGCGCUUGCAAGUUUCUGGAACUGUCAUUGGUUUGAACGACGAUUUUGAUUUGACUUCGACCUUGGCUCGCUUCCUAGAACUCAACAUGGCAUUGAUAGACCAACGACACCACAGAAUCGAGACCGAAAUGUGCAACUACAGACGUUACAAUCGAAGAGCUUGUCGGUGGAAGAGUAGGGUCCUCACGUACCAGUUCCUUACGAACGUAUACGAUAAACCUCAAGAGGCUGACGAGCUCGCGCGCGGUGCCGUCAAAUUCGAAUGUGAUGCCCGAGUUUGCCAGCUCAUUCUCCGUAGCGAGGCGGCAAUUGCAGCUACUUAUCAACGAUUUGGAGCAGUAUCAAAGUCUGAAGCAGCGACCUGGUGGUACAUAUUUUGGGAUGAUUUAUGGAGAAGAAAUCACGACACGAUCAAGGGACUACAACGGCACGCAACCGAAUUCAAUCCUCAUUACGCGACCUCGAUUGCAUAUAAUCCUUUGCCCAGAGCUAAACUAGAGAGUUUUCUCACUCAGCGUGGCUUACUUCAUAAGAAACCUCGAUGGAAUGAUUUUUUCCAUUCAGGCUUCUUGAACAAACUUUACCUGCGUCUAAAUGAUGCGGUUUUUAGAGACUCUAGUCGAGCUAUCAUGUUCCAUCUUGGUGAUGAUAUGUGCGAAUUCGACAUGGAAGACAUAGACCUCGCUACGCAAGGGCGGAAUUCUACUCUUGGCACAGGUGGAGGGACUGACCACGAUUUGUCGUGGAUUCGAGCACGUCCUGCAUAUCGUUGGGAGGGUCUUUUGAACGAUCCACCUCGCAGCGGCACACACAAUAAACAGAAUUGGCUGGGGAAACUCGGCGCUUGGUUUGGGAUUACCCCAUUGUGGAGGUCCGGGCAGCCAUCGAACGGAAUAUUUAUUGACGUUCGCCUUAAGAAUGGCCGGUUCGUACUUAUUGACAACUCGGUGUCUAGUAUGGGUAGCCAUUGA
Laccaria bicolor S238N-H82 is the source of this 3630-nucleotide messenger RNA. RefSeq lists its product as uncharacterized. The transcript is spliced from 14 exons. Lineage: Eukaryota; Fungi; Basidiomycota; Agaricomycetes; Agaricales; Hydnangiaceae. The record is from RefSeq and is a predicted model, not a curated record. Bases 1 to 3630 code for a protein of 1209 amino acids.